AUGGAACCAUCAAGCUCCAAUUCGUGCUCAGUUUGUUCGAGACCCUCAAGCGGAAAUCAUUUCGGCGCUGAAACAUGCCGAGCUUGCGCUGCAUUUUUCCGGAGAUCCGUAUAUCUAAAUAUCAGCUAUCGGGCUUGCAAAUCAGCCAAUAAAUGCGUGCCACGAGAUGGAAGGUGGAUGUGCAGAAAAUGUCGUCUGAAUCGCUGCUACGAUGUCGGAAUGCUCGAAAAAAGGGUCCAAUAUGACAGAGAUCUGCUCUCGACAGCAAUCAAAACCGGCAAAAUGGAAAUCAACAAGAUCACUACCAGUCUUAAGCAAUUCGUCGGAAGAUCUCCCAUUCUACUUCUCUUCGAUCCCCAGCUGGCAUCACCUAAUAAGACCAUCAUCGAUAUUAGCCCUAUGCUCGACAAACUCCGUAACAUCUUGAGCCAGAACCUUCCUGUCAAUCCCUACCUUCAAAACAAAAAUCUACUACAGCGAGUUGUGUACAUUUUCGAGAAAAAUAAUUGCCCUAGCCGGUUACAGGUGGUCGCAAAAAUGACCAAAUCCGGUAUACUCGAGCGAAUGGAGCGCGAUAUUCUAAAAGCUGCACAAUGCGCAAUGGAAUCUCACGUGCUCGAUAGUUUUUCCGUUCCAAUUAGGAUUAAAUUGAUCAAUAAUUUCUGGCACUUAUGGGCCGAGCUCGGCAAAAUCUUUCUAACGAUGCAAGUGCGCGGCGGCGGCCAGGUGCUCAACGACAAAAUUUUCCUUAUCAAUGAUGCAGAAGCUAUCGAUCUAAACAACACCGAGUGGGACAUCACAUGGUCAACUAAAUACCCAAACGAGCUCAUCGACUUGUAUUAUCGCUAUCUGCAAACCGACACCGUUCAAAAGGUAUUCGACCUUCUUCAAAAAAUCAAGCCAACUUUGGAAGAGUCGCUAUUCAUUACAUGUGUGGCAUGCUUAUCCUAUAGAGGAAGAAAAGAGUCCUACGAGUUGUCUGAGUACACCGACUCAUUAAUUGAUGCGCUAACCGAUUGUCUUCACGAUUAUUAUUCGAAUACCCUAAAGCUUACUAAUUACUCUCAUAGAUUAUCGCAACUGCUGCAAUUUGAAGCAAUUAUCAAGGAGCACACAACAUUCCGACGACGCCAGUUUGACCUCUCCGACACAUUCGACGUGUUUUCCGUAGAAUAUUCUCAUUCCGAUAUAUUCGAUUUAAGAUUCUAA
Messenger RNA from Caenorhabditis bovis, 1209 nucleotides. The record is from the annotation of a GenBank genome assembly. NCBI's taxonomy places the organism in Eukaryota, Metazoa, Nematoda, Chromadorea, Rhabditida, Rhabditidae.